Notodromas monacha is the source of this 1346-nucleotide messenger RNA. NCBI's taxonomy places the organism in Eukaryota, Metazoa, Arthropoda, Ostracoda, Podocopida, Cyprididae. The record is from the annotation of a GenBank genome assembly.
AUGCAGUUCCGAGAAUUGCUCCGCCGUGUGGUGAGAGCGAAAGAUAAUUAUUGUUCGGAAUCAUUCACCAUACAGACGAUUGCAUUGUUUGCUGUGGCUGCCUUGUGCGCCGUUUUCGCCAACGCCGAAGAAGCGAAGGCCAAUGCCGAAUCCAGUGACAUGGCGGCCAGCGAGUCCAAGCAUUACGGCAGCCGGUAUGGCGGCUACCGUGGCGGCUAUGGCGGCUACAGCAAGAGCAGCUACGGACGCCGCCACGCUGAGGACGACACCGACCUCGAUGCUGCCGAUGCUGACAUGGCUCUCUCCGAGUCCAGAUACGGGAGCCAUGGUGGAUACAGCCGCGGUGGCUACAAGGGCCACAAGGGAUACAGCCGCCGUCACGCUGAAGAUGACGCCUCCGCCGUCGAAGAGGUCGCCGCUGAUUUGGGCAGCGAGGAAUCCAGAUACAGCAAGAGCCGAGGUGGUUACAGCCACGGUGGCUACAAGGGCCACAAGGGAUACAGCCGCCGUCACGCUGAAGAUGACGCCUCCGCCGUCGAAGAGGUCGCCGCUGAUUUGGGCAGCGAGGAGUCCAGAUACAAGAACCACGGUAGCUCCCGCUAUGGUGGAUACAAGAGCUACAAGGGUUACGGGCGAAAAUACGCUGAAGACGAUGCCUCCGCCGUCGAAGAGGUCGCCUCUGAUUUGGGCAGCGAGGAGUCCAGGCGCGGAAACUACGGCUCACACCGCGGCUAUGGCGGCCACAAGUACGGCUACGGCCGGAAACACGCCGAGGACGACAGCGCCGAUGUUGCCCAAGUGGCGUCCGAUUUGGGCAGCGAGGAGUCCAGACUCUACAGCGGCCUCCACGGUUACGGCCGCAGCUAUGGCGGCUACGGACUCGUCGGCCGCAGCUACGGCGGCUACGGCCACGGCUACGGCUACGGCCACGGCCACGGCGCCUACGGCCACGGCGGCUACGGAUACUUCCGCGGCGGCUAUUUGGUCUAAAUCGAGUCUCAAUAAGGACGCCCUUUUUUGUGAUGAUGGAUUCGGAUAAGGAAAGAAACGAAAGAAAAACAAGAACGAAUGGAUGGAUGAUAACGGAAGUAUCGUCUCGAACACUCGAUUUGAUGGCUCACAAACGGUACCUGUCAGGCUUCAGCAUUCGUGUUUAAAUCGUUGCUGAGAAAUUUAAUUCUUUUUUUUUUCCUUUUAUGCCAACGUUUUAAUUUCUUUUUGUGCGGCUUUCGAGUGUCCGUUUUCGAACUGUCCUGAUGAGGGAACAUGUUCCACAGCGGCUUCUUUUUUUUUUGUGCGGCGAUUGCAGAGCAUUAAAUGCAUGUCUUCAUUGUGGUCUCAACGAA